CAGCUAGCACCAGCUGCCAGACGCUUUACAAAUAUGAUGUGUUCACCUCAUUCGAGCACAUGAAGGUGACAGCACCAGCCAUGUCCAGGCAGGCAUUUCUGAAAAUGUUGGAGCACAGAUCUGUUCAAGCUGGACGGACAGGUAUUAUCUGUGCUGAUACAUUUCAGCGAAGCUUCUUCGAGUUUAGCUUCUGUCAGUACAAACAAGAGGAUAUGUGCCAGGUCCAUCACUUUGUUUGUCCAGCAUGUUCUCCAGACAUGUUGGCUGUCUGCUGUGAUGGAAACCGCAAGCAUUACCGCUUUUCCAAGUCAAAGGGACUGAGGAGCCGCCAAUCUAUGAGGGCUUGUUCCUGGCCAAGGAUGAGGAAGUCGCAACAUUUGUUGACCUUGUCAGAGGCAACAUGAAAAGUGGAAAUGACAGUGCCGUCUGUGGUACUGCCAAAUUCACCGCUGGCAGAGAGAUGUCAAAAAAGUCUGGUGCCCAGAUAGACGAGGAGGGCAUUCAAGUGGCAGUUUGCAGACAUGGGUUUCUCUUACGAGGACUGAACCACUUCCGUGGAGAAAUAUACGCGUACCCAAUGUUUCUCCAAAAAGAGAUGUCCAAGAAGGCAAAUGUUGACUUCUUCUGUAUGGAUGUAACAUGCAGGUAAUCCUCACUGUCAUAUUGCACAUCCACAAAAAUGUUUAAAAUGGCCUAUGCCUCAGCAGUCAUUUUAGAUGAUAUUGAUAUUGUUGUCAUGUCAAUUAAAAGUUUAUCUUUGUAACACUCAAUCACAAAAUGCUGCUCCUGCUUCUUAGGUACUGGCCAUACCUUAAUAAAAUAGCCGAGGGAUUACCAGAGCUUCUGCCGUUGACAGAAAUGAGGCCAUUUCUUAGCGUGAUGCAUGCUAAAGCCCAUACAGCAAAAUGCGAGGUGAGAUGGGUGGCAGAAGUCAGGACGGGGCAGGAAACACAGUGGGAGAGGAAGUAGAGCAGGUGAACAGCUUUCUCUCCAGGGCAGCUCUGGUCACAAAAUACAUGACAAAAUCAGGAAGAGUGAACAUGCUUACUCAACAGGCCAUGGGAUGGAACAGAAGGAAGAGGGACAACCUUCAUCAAGUUUUAGCACACAGAUAUGUCAAAAUCACAGAGAGGGCAAAGGUGGAAGCUGCCAGCUUCAGCGACUUCAAAAAGGAGCACAACCUUGAUCAGGAGACCAUACAGCAGUGGGUGUAUGAUGUCAGGCAAUGGGCGGUCACAGAGAGAGUUUACGCCCCAGGGUGUACUGAAGGACUAAGGGUGGAUAUUGAGAACAUCACCGUCACUCUUUUGCGCAGGAAGCAAGAUCUGUAUCGUCAGCAUGACAGCAACCAGGCAAGGCAAAGAAAGAGGAAGAGAAUGAGAGAGCUGAAAAAGAAGCUUCGCGAAAAAGUUGUACAAUACAACACCGGAGUGCAGGAAGAACAGAUUGACGAGGAGUUGGCUUGCAGUCUGACAGAGGGCUACACCCUACCAUGGGAGAGGCAUGCAAAUGGCAACACCUUCAGGUUGAAGAGGUCUGUCUUUGAGCAGGUAAUGCUGGUCAGACGUUUGGAGGAGGAGCAGAGCAUCCUGGUGAAAGAGAUGUCGCAGCACAUCAUGUUCCUUCUGAAGGAAGUACAAGAAGUGGAAGCACUGAGAGGACAGACUUUGGAGGGCAUCAAAACCAGCAAUUUCGGUGACCUGACAGAGGAUGCUGCACAUGGGCUCAAGAGUGUCCUCAGUCGGAGGUGGCACUUCCUCAAAAGCCAACACAAACAGGCUGUACAUGCGUACAGCGGUGUAGCCGCUUUGGAAUGCCAUGAUCUUCAAUUACAGCAGGACAUUGAGGAGUCGGAUGACAAUGACUACACUAGCCCUGAGUCUGAGGAAGAAGACCUGUAAAGGUUUCUGCCAAGCAACACAGAGGCACUGGAGAGCUCUUUCACAAGAGAAGUGUCACGUCCACACGCUGGCGCACGCCAUAAUAAAGGCCUACAAAAUAAAGACAUUUUAAAACACUAUAUAUGAGAACAAUAUGAAACUAUGCACUUGUUUCGCCCGACUGAGUUCAUAAUAAUGUGAAAAUGUGUUUAUAUUUUGUACUUCCGUUUAUUUAAAGCGCUUUGACUUGCUGAUGUGUAUGAAAAUAAAUUGCCUUGCCUUUAUAUUAAACUGCCUCUUAUUACUCAAACAAGUGCUAUACAA
Molecule: messenger RNA, 2204 nt
Organism: Gymnodraco acuticeps
Lineage: Eukaryota; Metazoa; Chordata; Actinopteri; Perciformes; Bathydraconidae
Exons: 13
Coding region: 906-1901 (331 amino acids)
Source: RefSeq, a predicted model, not a curated record